AUGCAUCCCGAGCUGGAAAGGACCCCUGAUACUCUUGAUGUCAAGUUACUGGAGACAGAAGGUGUUGAAACUGUUGGUAAUCCAAUUGCUAUGGAGGCCGAGGAACAUUUGGUGCCAUCAAAAUCAAAUCUUAGUUUUUCAUUUGAGGUUUCUGAUGAUGAUGAUGAUGAUGAUGAGGAUGAGGAUAAGGAUGAUGAGGUGGAUGAUGAUGAUGAUGAUGAUGAUGAUGUUUUUGUGUUUGAACCAUCGAAGGAGCCAGUCAAUGAGGCUGUGAUUUCUCUAGCUAGGACAGAGAAAGGAAUCAACAUUUUCAAGCAAACAAACGAUCCAACACCCGAACAGAUGGAAGCCCUUAUCGAAAAAUUUCAUCCAACUGCGAGGAAGCCACCCCAAGCAGUUCUUGUUACUACCGAGUCUCCAUCUGGGAGUGAUAAAGAUGAUUCAAAUACCUCCCUGAUGCCAAGAAAGUGA
Messenger RNA from Lactuca saligna, 471 nucleotides. The record is from the annotation of a GenBank genome assembly. NCBI's taxonomy places the organism in Eukaryota, Viridiplantae, Streptophyta, Magnoliopsida, Asterales, Asteraceae.